AUGAGUUUAAAAAUAGUUGAGACAUUGGAGAAUUUAAUUAAAACAAUUCCUGAAGUUCAUUCAAUUUUAAUUUUGGAUUCUGAUGGAGUUCCUAUAGUUAGUGCUGGAGAAGAAAUACGAAAUAGAAGUCAAUAUUCUGCUUCAUACAAUACUUUGGUGGAGCAGUCAAGGAAGCUUGGGAUGGGGACACAAAAAUAUUGGAUUUUUCGUUAUGAAAUGAGCCAGGUUGUUCUUCUAAGUAUUGACCAAUUUGCCGUUUUUGUUAUGGCUUCUUCAAAUGCAAAUACUGGAAUUUUGUGUGCUUUACCUACACAAUUAAAAUCUGUAUUGGAUGAAUGUUCACAAAUUGUAAAGGAAGUAGCAAAUGGACAAAUUGCACAAAUUGUUGGACAGAGCCCUCGACGUUAA
Molecule: messenger RNA, 408 nt
Organism: Meloidogyne enterolobii
Lineage: Eukaryota; Metazoa; Nematoda; Chromadorea; Rhabditida; Meloidogynidae
Source: the annotation of a GenBank genome assembly